Megalobrama amblycephala (Wuchang bream) is the source of this 2301-nucleotide messenger RNA. RefSeq names its product Ras association domain family member 11 (gene rassf11). The record is from RefSeq and is a predicted model, not a curated record. The coding region runs from base 713 to 2152 and encodes 479 amino acids. NCBI's taxonomy places the organism in Eukaryota, Metazoa, Chordata, Actinopteri, Cypriniformes, Xenocyprididae. The transcript is spliced from 3 exons. Gene Ontology annotation, biological process: signal transduction.
ACAAGUAGGCCUGAAUUUGAUUACCACAUACCAUUCAAGCACAAAAUUAAAAAUGUACACAUUUUCUAUUAGUCACAACUCGUCCUAUUCUUGUAAUAUCUGAUAUUCUUUCAGACAAAUUGAGACCUUUAAAAUCAGUUACAUUUAAUAUUUGUUUUCUAACAUGUUUUUUCUAACAUGAUUACGACAAAUUAAAUCUAGGCAAAAGUAAAUAUGUAUUUGAACUAAACAUUAGAUCAUAUAGUGCAUUCAUGAAUUCAUAGUUUGUGCUCAUGUUUUCUUCAAUAUCUGAUGUCUCACUACAAGGACAUCAAAGUUUUUUUUUUUUUUUUUUUUUUUUUUAAGAUAUUGAAGAGAUUAAAAAAUACAUGUUUAGUAACUGAAGCCCUGUUUUGGUAGCAGUAUAAGUCAAAACUAACAUGUUUACUCAGGUUCAACAUAAUUAGCAUCCAAAAAAAAAAAAAAACAUUGUCUGGGGAAAUCAUUCACUGCACUGCAGACAAACACACAUACCAACAUCUACAGCCAAGUCUGAGUUAUCAGUCUUGAUCUGAGUGUUUACUAAAGGGAAGGGUUUGUACGUGUUCAGCUAAGUCAAGGAUGACAAGACUUUUCCAUGUAAACUAGGACAACAUUUACCAAACUGCCUCUUAUUGAAGUGCAAGGAUUUUAUACGAGUCAACUGAAGGAAUCUUCUGACCGGCAAGACAGAAUGGAGGUAAAGGUGUUUGUUGAAGGAGUCCAGCGCAUUGUUUGUGGAGUCACUGAGAAAACAACAUGUCAGGAGGUGGUCAUCGCUUUAGCACAGGCACUUGGUCGCACUGGUCGAUAUACUCUGAGAGAAAAAUUCAAAGAAUUUGAACGUAACGUGUCUCCGGAUGAACGUCUCCUGGAGUCCUUGGAGAAAUAUGGUGAGCAAGCUAAGGAGGUGCAGCUAACUUUGAAGCAUAUCGGUCCAUCGUUUGGGGAAGAAACAAACCAGCCCAUGGCCCUAUUGAGGCGAGCGGAGGGAAUGGGGAGAGCACGGAGAGGCAGCGGGGCAAUUGCCCUACAGCGUCAGAGUCUCCCGCUGCUAUCACACCUCUGCAUUCACUCCGAGCCACCCCCUGAGGAACCAAAGAAACCCAAGCGGAAGUCACUGACGCUAAUGGAGGAAGCAUGGGGUUGGUUGGAAAAUUUGGGCAGGGGCGGGAAGCAGCAAUCAGGACGAGAUAAGGAGAAAAACAAGGAAGGCAAUAAAGGAAAUGGGCACUCAGAUAACGCAUCUCUUAAACCAACCAAAAGUAUCCCAUCCUCUGGGACACCGCUGUCGAGGGACAAAAAAGACAAAAUUAGAGCACCACAUCAGCCUUUGAUCAGUUGCCUUGGAAACCGUUGGAGAUGCACUGAUAAUGGUGCUGAAUGUGAGAGACAAGAGGAAGAAGUACAGAAAGAUUCAAAGGAGGAACUGAAAACCAUCAAUCCAGUGGUUCCUAUGGUCAAAACAAGCCAUGCUGAAAGCGAGAGUGAGGAGAUUUCACAUUUAAGGAGAUUAGUUGCCCAACAACAGGCUUGUCUGCAAGAACUAAAUCUCAAAAUCGAGUCAACAGACCAGCUGAUCUUUGAGCUUGAGCAGCUGCAAGCCACCAGGGAAUUUUCAGAGUCCCAGUCAGAAGAAGAGGAACAGCUCAAGUUCUGGCUCAAUGAGCUCAAGGCGGAGGAAGUCUUUGAGAGAGACCUUCAGCAGCAGUUCUUUCAGAUAAAAGAAGCAGCUACUGAGUGCAAAGUUAAACUAGAAGAGUACAAGCAGAAAAUGCAAGCAAUGGACCUGAGAAACUCCCAGCAGAAAACAGGAGAUGACAACAUCACUGCACAGAAUAGCCAAGUAGAUGUGCCAAAACAUGCCCAAACAAGCAUCAAACAAAUACAGAUUUCCGCAGACGGAACGCAUGGAGAUGGUGGAACAAAAAGGGUGAUAACAAUGCUGGAGUCCAAACUCCCAUACGUGUUUGUUUCAGCAAAUCAGAUAUCACAUCCUCCUCUAAGCGGACCAGCAGACCUGAGGGAAUGGUGGACACGAUGGUCUCAAAGCCAGAAUCCAAGAUCAGUGACAAAACCCAAGACAGUGCAUCGUUCUGAAGUCACCAUACAGCUGGGAAGCACCAGAGUUUAAGCACAUGAAACCCCUUCUUUUCCGUUCAGGGAUAUCUCUAUUUUUGAUGACACAAAAGUUUGCGAAGGCAUGAUUUACAGGUGCAUCUCAAUACAUUAGAAUGUCGUGGAAAAGUUCAUUUAUUUCAGUAAUUCAACUCAAAUUGUGGA